GUUGAUCAGCAAUGGCUGACAAAACGCAUUAAUGUAUGUAAUUAUAGGAUGGCCCUUAAUUAUUGUUGUUAGUUGAUGUUGAGAAAUGUAUAAAGUUCGUUUAAAAAAAUUUUUUACAUUAUGUAAACAAUUCGUGAUCGUUGCAAUUGUUUAAUGCUGUUUAAUAUUACAUCGUUCUUUUACUUUAGAACAACUAAAAGAUGGACGAAGUUGGUGGUUCAAAUAACAUUGAUCCUGAUGAGUUAAUGGAUAUUGAAGAGGGUGAUGCUUCUGAUUUGGAUGAAGAUGAGGAAGAACUGAUAGAUGAACCUGUUGAAGCAACACCGUCUUCAUUUCACUUACCAUCAUCUGCUCCUGCUUCUGCAGCUACAUUAACAACCUGCUCUCCACAUAAUAAUGAAGAUCCAACACCACCCUUUGCCUUUACUGGUAAACCUUUGAGCAUUAAAAGAGGUAGAGGAAGGCCUCGUAGAGAAGGAGGGAAACCUUUGGUUAGCCGAAGAAGUAGUAAUUUAGGAGUGAAAUUAAAAAAAUGGAAAACUAUGGGAUUUUCUCGAGGUGUCUUAAGGAGAGUCAAGAGUUUAGAUAGGCCUGAUUUUGAUUUUACUUUAGCAACAUCACCUGCAGAUGAGAGCUAUUUAGAUCCCGAGACUGGGAGUUUUGUUACCCCUGAAAAAGAUAAAUUUCAGUUUACUGAUGAUUUGACCUUUUAUUCUGAUAGAACCAACAAAUUUCAGUUUACAGAAGAGUCUCCUUAUGCCCCUGAGCAAUGGCCUGGUAAGGUUUGCUCUUUAUGUAAUUUGGGGGAGAGGAGUCAGCUAGGUCAGGGUGAGUUAUUGCGCCUAUCUUGCCCUGAAGGUUUUAUCCCCCAAAAGGCAGCGCCGGAAGUUACGGACUCGCAGCCUCUUUAUAGAACUCCAGAGCGGGAGAGUGGAGACAAAAGUCCUCGGGGUGGCCCUGUUACAUGUCGUAGACAGAAGGGUUUCAACAAGAGCAGACACCCCUCUCUUACAAAUGAGUAUGUGGAUGAGCUAUCGAUCAUUGGACAUGUGGAGGAACCUGAAGUGUCUUCGAUAUUUGAACCGUCCGGCUAUUUUUUCGUGCAUAGAAGUUGUGCUGCGUGGUCCGCAGAUGUCAUAGUACAUGAAAGUACAGCUUUAGCAAAUGUAAGUCCUGUGGUCCUUCGUGCUUUAUCUGUAAAGUGUUCAUAUUGUAACCGAUUUGGGGGGAGUUUAAGGUGCAAAUAUGAAGAAUGUACCAAAGCCUUUCAUUAUCCCUGUGCCACUGCUUCAGGUGCCUUUCAAGAACUUAAAAGUUUGACAACUUACUGCUCUUCACAUUUAGGACAGGUCACACUAUUUUGUGAACUUUCUUUUUGUUACACUUGUAAAGAAUUGGGUGACAUCAGCAAUUUAAUGUUCUGUUCUUUGUGUGGCGAUCAUUACCAUGGAACUUGUGUGGGGCUGGCACAGUUGCCAGGUGCUAGAGCAGGCUGGCAGUGUCGAAGAUGCAAAAUCUGUCAAGUUUGUCGCAUGGUAGGUGACGAAUCGAAGCUUAUGGCCUGCGAACAGUGCGACAAAGUUUACCAUUCCAUGUGUCAAAGACCGGUGGUCACCUCUAUACCGAAAUACGGGUGGAAAUGCAAGUGUUGUAGAGUAUGUGGAGACUGUGGUUCACGAACUCCGGGUGCCGGACUGUCGUCCCGCUGGCAUGCCCACUACACCGUUUGCGAUUCGUGUUACCAACAACGUAAUAAGGGCUUCUCCUGUCCCCUUUGCCAUCGCGCAUACAGGGCACAUGCGUAUAGGGAAAUGGUACAAUGUGCUGUUUGUAGGAAGUUCGUUCAUGGUAGUUGUGACCCCGAUGCUGAUCCUAUGCUGUACCAACAGAGAAAAGAAGCCAAUCCCGAUUUCGAUUACAUAUGUCUUAAUUGCAAGAACAUUACGCAACAGGGAAGACAACUUAUGAUUAAAAGAAAUAGUAUCGAUGAGAGUCCUGUAGAGUCCCUUUCUGCAUCUCAAGACUCUUUGUAUGAAGAGCCAUCUCCGUACGAUUUCGAUCCUGAAAAAUUAGCUUUGGAAGAUAGGGGUACUGGAUUGGGUAAAGGUAAACCUUACAGUGCAAGCAAAAUAGCGAAGAAAAGGUUAGGCUUGGGAACUGCGGCGCCUGGACGUCCUAAAGGAACAGGGAAGAUCUUACCUGGCAAAGUAGGUUUCAUGAAAAAACAACGCUUGAACGAUUUUGGACGAAAAAGGGGGCCUAAGUCGAAAAUGAGAGGCGUCUUUGGUGUGCCAGGCGUGGGAUUGCAACGCCCUACAGGAGACGGUAGUAAGACCGAUGAAGAACCAGGUGUAGAAAACAGAUUAGUGCUGUGUUCAGCAAAAGACAAGUUCGUGCUGACGCAAGACAUAUGUGUGAUGUGCGGGGCAUUAGGCAUUGAUCAGGAAGGGUGUUUAAUUGCUUGUAUCCAAUGUGGACAAUGCUAUCAUCCUUAUUGUGUUAAUGUCAAAGUUACAAAGGUUGUGUUACAAAAAGGUUGGCGCUGUUUGGACUGUACGGUAUGUGAGGGGUGUGGCCAGCGUAACGACGAAGCUCGUUUGAUUUUGUGCGAUGAGUGUGAUAUUUCUUAUCACAUCUACUGCAUGGACCCGCCUCUUGACUUCGUGCCCCAUGGCAAUUGGAAGUGUAAGUGGUGCGCUGUGUGUCAGACGUGUGGGGCCACAGAUCCGGGUUUCAAUUGUACUUGGAUGAACAGUUACACUGAAUGUGGGCGGUGUGCGUCGUAUAACACCUGCCCAAGCUGCGCCGAAUCAUAUUCAGAAGGCGAUUUAAUAAUACAAUGUCAACAGUGUCAACGAUGGUUGCAUGCAAUUUGUGAUUCGAUUAAAACAGAAGCUGAGGCAGAAAAAUGCACCGAAGAGGGGUACAGUUGUGUGCUGUGUAGGCCUAAGGAUGUGCCGCCGCCCCAUUUGCAGCCUCAGCAACAGCAGCAGCCUAUUCCUAAGCCGCCCACGCCGACGAAGAGCCCGGAGGUGAAGUCCAACCAAAAUUAUUAUGUCGAUGGAGUCUAUUUGAGUGAGGCAGGUCACAGUUUGAUAAAAGCUAUGAGUUUGGAACAACAUUUCACGAGGAAGAAAAGAAAAAAGGUGCUGCCUAUGCAGGACAAGGAGGCGGGGAUUAUGGCCACUAUUGAGUCUGUUGUGGCUGGCACAAAUAGUAUAGAAAAUAGUUUGGAAGAUAGUGCAAAAUUAGAAUUGGUAGAAAUUAAAGAAGAACAACUUCAGGAUAUAUACAAAGAGGGAAUGAUAUGGACUAAAGAGGACGGCCCUCCACCUGACGGGUUUACUCUGUAUACCAUGGAAAGUGGCGUUACAGUUUUACGACGUAAACGACAAAGAAAUUUACAAAAGUUGGGAAUAGGUGGUUUUUUGGUACGGAUGAGAGGUAUUAGGGGUGGUAUGGACACCGACGAUGUGGACAUGUUACCAGGUCAGACGACUCCUACUUCGACCGAACCUCCAACUCAAUCAUCCCUCGCAGAGACCUCGUCGGAUAAGCCGAGACGUAAACCGGUCCGUCGAAAGCCCAAAAAUAAGUUGGUUGAAAGUUUUCCACCCUAUCUUCAAGAAGCCUUUUUUGGGCGUGAUCUUUUGGACACUAACAAAGAAUUAGACAGUUCGAGCGGAAGCGAGGAGGAAAAUUCUAAAUACGAGAAAGAAAAAGACUCCAAAACUAUACAAUUAUCUCAGGACGAAAUAAAAGCCGUGGCUGCUGUAACAGCAAAGCAAGAGAAGUUUGAAAAUUCUAAAGAGCCCCUGAAGCUGUUCUCAGGGAGUAUGACAGGAGACAAGACAGACAAUGAAAACGACUCGGUUUGUGUGUCCAGAGAGGAGGACGAGAGCGAUUCAGAAGCCCUUAAGGAUGUGCUUAAUUUGCCAGGAGACCUUUUAGACGCUGAUCUUGUAAAUACUAUCAUGAAUGAAGAUGAUGAGGAGCUUAGUAAAAAUGCAGAUAAUCUUGAAAAGUUAGCUGAUUCUAAUUUAACAGAGGAACCUGACAUAUCAGAUUCUCUUUCUAAUUCUAACAAUUCAAAAGAUACCAAAGACGACAUAACAGAAAUACUUGGAUCUCACUUUAAUAUCGAGUCAAUUCCCAAUAUUAACAGUAAAGAUGUGGAAGACAUAUUUAAGGGUGUUUUAACUGAUGAAUCACAAGAAUCUGAGGAAAGUAAUAUGGUAUUUCCAAAGUCUAAUACAGUCACCAAUAGCACAUACAGCAGUAGUAACAGCAAUAACAAUCAGCCUGUUCUUCCUCAGGUCGUAUCUGCCUCUAUGAGACCUACAACAUUAACUAACGCUAACCAAAACAGUCUCAACUCACCUAUAAGCUUCCCACCGCAAUCCCCUUAUCAUUCUGAAUACAGCAAUAGUCCCCAGUUUAGUCCAGCGUUUUCUGAGCCUCCAAGUCCCUGGGUGUCAAUAAAUGACAGCGGGACUGGAGGCGUGGCAACCACCGAAGUCGAAACAACUAACGCUGUGGUGCCUUCUACUUAUAAUCAGCGUUCCUCAGAGAAAAUGAAAGCUGAUGAAGGUUUAGGAUCCGGUGCCACCAUAUCGGCCGUUCUCUAUGCCAACAUGAACCAUCCGGAAUGGAAAACCGAAUAUCCUACAUGGAAUGAUCGAUACAAGCAGAUUAUAAAAAAGUGGAGGACGUUGAGUACCGAACAGAAAGCUCCCUACUUGCAACAAGCCCGCGAUAAUAGGUCCGCGUUAAGAAUGAAAAAACAACAACAGAUGAGCAAGGAAGGCGUUGUAGCUAGCACGACGUCGUCCUCAGCAGCAGUGACUGCGGCUGCGAUCUCAAAGACGUCAGCCGUCCCCUUGCAGACCCAAGGAACCCUAUUGUCCGCUGCCAUUUCAGAGGUGUGCACCCCAACAACUACAACAACACCAACUACUACUACAACCAUCACCCCCGACCAGGAAAAAAUAGCUCAGCAACAGAAAAACGCUAAAGAGGCUGAACAAGAACGCCAAUGGAAGCAGCUGCAGGCUUUGAGGCAUCAACAGGCUCAGCAACAACAACAUAUAUUACAAGAGCAACGAACGCAAGCUGGCAUGGUGGGCCCUCCAAGACAUGCAAAUGAUAACAAUUCUCAAUUUUCUUCAGAACCAGCGCUUCUUCAAUCCUCUACUACCGCGCCCCCCUCGGCAGGGGACAAUCUAGUAAUAAAUCACCAACUGCGGGAUUUGCUUCAGAGGCAACAAUUUAAAAAGCUGGACGAACAGUUGCUGCCAGGCAAAGGCCAGCAAAGAGUGUGGCCACCCCAACAGGAUUCCUCCUCGCCUGAUCAGGAUGGCUUGAAUGUAACAAAUCAGAAUAUUAGUGGACCCGGAGGAGACGUAACUUUCAGACAUCCGCUGCCUCCGGGAAUAGCACGACCUAGGGGCGUCGUGGGCUCGGGUAGCAUAUUACUAAGGCAGCCAGGGGGUCUAGUGGGAGUUAGGAUACCUGGGAAUGAUCCAAAAUUGCAGGGUCUCGAACCCAGAAUGAGACUUCUUUUACAGAGAAAUUUAAUACAGAACAACUUGCAACACCAACAGCAGGCCCCUCCGCAACUUUCUCAACAGUCCUCUCAACAGCCGCCUCCUAAUAAUUUUCAACAAGCUACUAAUGUUCGUCAAACUACCCAUUCAACUUUAGAACGCUCUCACAGUCUGGACCAAUUCGAGCAACUAAUACAAAAACAAAAUUCCAAUUCUAUGAACACCAUGCAACCUAAAAGACCUGAUUCAGUACCAGCUUCGAUGGGUACUGGUCCUAACACGUCUCCAUUACAUUAUGGGGGGCCCGGAGCAGCAGGUAAUAUUCAACAUCAACAACAAAUGCACCAACAGCAUGCCCAACAACAACAACAGCAGCAGCAGCAGCAACAACAACAACAGCAUCAACAAAUUCAACACCAACAACAACAACAGCAACAACAACAGCAGCAACAACAACAGCAGCAGCAGCAACAACAACAGCAGCAGCAGCAGCAAACAUUGCCCCAGAGUGAACAAGAGAUCCCUGAUAACGUGACGGCGGAGUUGGAGAAAUUGGAACAGGAAACUGGAACCAUGGUAGAGUUGCAGGGUGUUCUUGACAUUCUGGGUGGAUUGGGAGAGGAUGAUGAUGAACUGUUAGCUGAAAUGGGACCAGAUUUUAACAUUCUUACAUAUGCAGACACUGAACUAGAUCCAUUAUCUUCUGGAGAAAAAACAAAUAUUUUAGAUAGUUUGGAUUUGGUUGACUCUGAACAAGAUAAAGAAGACAAAAAAGUUAAAAAUAGUUUGAUGCAAAAACAACCGAUUGAACAGCAACCACCUCCUCAACCUCAGCCUGUCUUACCACCGGUGGACAUCACUGUUAAGACAGAGACUGUAGUACCUAAAGAAAUGGUACCCGUAGGCGGCAUUCCUACAAAUUCUGGACAGUCCACUUUGCAGUCACCCUCAACUAUUGUAGUUUCCAGGAGCACCGCAACUUCUCAACCUACGGUCCAGAUGCAACUCAAUACACAACAACAAAUACAUCAGCAGAUGUUGCAUCAGGUGCAACAAGCAGUGGCUUUAGGAAGACCAAUGGCUCCAGGAACUAAGCUCAUGUCCCCUGAAGGAGUUAUUGGAAUAGUUACUCCAAAUAACAAUGUGUCCCUUACAUUUCCUUCAAAUUAUUUUCAGAAACUUCAAAUGCAAUUACAAAAUCAAAAAUUACAUAUGCGCUUGGCUAGUACUGGAGGAGCAGUACCUCGUCUGGCAAAUCCUGUCUUGCAAAAUACAGGAUUGUCUGCUCGAAUGAAUACUACUCCUAAACCGCCACCUCCUCCGCCACCGCCUCCACCGUACCCGGGCCCUCCUCCCCCCUAUCCAGGCUCGACAAGCCAGAUGGGGUAUCGCAUGGGUUCAGUGCCCCCCGGGUCGCUGAGCCACCUGCCGCAGGGGUAUAUGUAUCCAUCGCCUCUUCAGGCCAUGCCUUUACCGCCUCACCUGCAACGGAGACCCAUGCUCCUUCAGGAACAGCCCUUACUUCUUGAAGAAUUGCUAGAGCAAGAAAAAAGGGAACAGGAAAAUCAGUUGCAGUCCCAGACUAAAGAAACGGGACCUUCGACGCCCUCUAGGUCGGGUCUCUUAAGCGAACACGAUUUUGAAAGACUUAAGGCAGAUGUAUUUAGUAGUGGGGGAAUUAGGGCCACACCAACCAGCCAACAACAAGGACUACCAGCCCAAGGUCUUUUGCCUGUGCAAGGCAUCCAGAAUAGUGGUCAGGUGAAUUUUGGGGCUCAACAGUCACAGCAAGCAAAUCAGUGGCAGCAAAGUCCUACGAGGCCGAGUCCUGCACCUACUCCCCAGCCCCCGACCGAUAUGACAUCCAGAGUGCCUAUGUUCAACGUUUCGCUGUUGCCGGCACCCUCUUUGCCCCCUGAAAACGUCGUAACCGAACAAGACAGACAGGCACAUAUGGUGUACGAUCAAUGGUUGAACAAUCAAAACACGAUCUUAUCCCAGCAACUAAAAUUUUACGAGACAGAAGUACAAAAGUUGAGAAAAUCGAGAAAGUCUUUGAAUAGCAAACAGAGACAGUUGAGGAAGUCUGGAAAUCAGCUGACAGAUGUCGAUGCCAAAGAACUGCAGAGGAUUUCUUCAGAGCAGUCUAUACUUCAGAAACACCUCGAAUCAAGCAGAAAACAGAGCCGACAACAUACUAUUCUAAUGCAGGAAUAUCGCAAUAAGCAACAGGCCAAGCAACGACCAAGUCCUGGCCAAUCUCCCCUUCUUAUUGGUACAGGCAAUCAACCGACACACUCGCCUUUAGGCCCCCCUGUGUCUUCACCAAUUCAUUCUUCUAACGCGUCUCAUUCGCCUAUGAUGUCACCAACAGCGUCUCCAAUGACAUCGUCCCAGCAUAAUUCUCCCCUUCAGAGUCCGCGACCGCUUGUUUCUCACUCUCCAGGUCCCAGUUCAGUCGCUAGUUUAAUUCAGAGCCCUGGAGGCGGACCCCCGCCCAGUGGCAUGUCUCCUCGUAUCGGUACACCACAAUCGCAAAGCGAGGGAAGCCCCGGACCCGUGCAGUCCCCCUCUCAGGUAUGUCUCCCUCCUCCAGCGCCACGUAUGACCUCCCCCCAACACCGUAGAAUGGUAACCAGUCCUGUGGGUUACGUUACGAACGAUAUAAUGCGCCAAGGGAAUAAUCAGCAAACGCGAUUCGUUGUAAGAACGAGCAUGGGCGAUCAACAACAACAGCAGCAGCAGCAAAGAUCGAGGCUGACGUCACCUUCGAAUGUGGCAUUUCAGCAAAGGGCGGUCGCAGGAACUGGCAGUGGAACACAGUCGCCUCUAAACAGCCCCCCUACCACUCCUAUACAACAGUUAACUCAACAACAACAGCAGCAAAUAUUGCAGAGACAUUUGCAGCAACAGGUGUUCCUUCAGCAACAGCAGGGGCAACAACAGCAACAAGUCAACGUCGAUGGUCAACAGACUGAUAUAAACAUACUGCAUUCGCAGAGAGCCAUACAGCUGAUGCAGCAACGGCAGAUUAUACUGAGACAGCAACAGUUGGCCCAACAACAACAGCAGCAGCAGCAGCAACAACAACAACAGCAGCAACUUCAGCAACAACAAGCUGUAAAUCAGCCCCAAGCGUUGACACAACAGCAACACCAACUCAUGAUACAACAGCAACAGCAACUGGCUAAACAGCAACAACAGCAGCUGGCUCAACAGCUUCAAAAUCAAAAUAGAUUACAAAAUCAACCCCCUAGUUCUCCCAUGCCUCCUCAAAGUCCCAUGAUUAACCAGGGCCAGCAAAUUAUGUCUCCGCAUUCAGUUCAACCAACGUCACCCAUGCCUCCACGUAGUCCAAUGAUCGGACACAACCAGCCACCCAGUUCUCCUAUAUCACGAAGCCCUGUCAUCCAUCAGCAUAUUAAUCAGCCUCCAAACAGUCCGAUGUUGCAUCCACAGCAACCAGUGAGCUCACCUUUGCCUAGGAGCCCUUCCGUAGCGUCUAUACAAUCUCCCAUGAUGAGACGACCUCCUAGUAACAGCCCGGCCAUUCCUGAAAGGCCAUUGAGUGUUGAGAACCCAAGUACCCCUAGGACUCCGUAUACACCUGAAUCCGACCACACUGGUGGUGGUAAUCCAUAUAAUCCGUUAAAUCCAGUACCAACACCCCCUGACUGUGAUUCUUCUGGAGGUGGCAACCCACAUAAUCCUUUGAACCCGAUUCCGAGGCCUCCUAUGUUUGGAAAAUUUGGUUUUAUUAAACUGGGUUUGAGGGGUGGCUCUCCUAUGUGGAACAGCUUCGGCCGUGGCGCUAAACGUGUCCCAGAAAACAAAGACGAUAAAUCUGAAUCAUCUGGGGAGGCUUCGGUUGUUCCCAUGAGGAUGAAAAAGGAGUCCCAUUUGAGUAAAGUGUCCAUACUUAAAAAAAAAUCACCGGCAAAAACAAACCUGCAAUCUUUUGCCACCAGUAAAGUUUCCUCUUUGGUUAGCAGCGAUUACAAUGAGUUCGAAGAUAGUUCUUCUCCACCAGUAACUCCCCCACCGAAUACUUCCACUAGCAGACCGUUACAACAUAGAAUUAUUUCGGGAAAGAAAGUCCCCGAAACUACAGACUUAAAAGAACAGAGUAGUGGCCAAAGACCUGUUGUGGUUUUAAACACAACUAGUCCUGGUGGCAAAAGGAUACCAUGUGAAGAUAUGAUGGACUACGACGAUGAUAACGGCGUCGUAUCGACAGAAGUAUCACUGAGCUCUGCAGCACAGCAAAAUGACGGUGACGAUAUAACAGUUAUAGAAACUUUUUCACAAUCAGACAUCAAUGAAGUAAUAGCGAGUCCCUUAGAGUCAGAGCAGAUUGGGGAUGAAUUUCUCUUAUUUCCGGGAAACAUGGUGGUGGAUAUUUCGGGGGAUGCCCAAUAUUCAGACAAAGAAGACGAUGAUGGUGAUUAUGGCGACGAUAUGGGUGAAAUGAACAGCAAAAAUAUGCAGAUUGUGAAUGUAGCCAUUCAAAGCCCCACAACAAGUGACGAAGAAAUGAUAAUGCAGGGAAAAACUCAAGACGUAACUGCAGGAAACUAUCUUGUCCAAGAAAUUUCUUCCAAACGAUUGUUAACGAUGCGCGAGGUUCCAGAUUCUCCAGACCAAGAAGAUACAGCUCACGAAGGUUCUCCAGAAAAUUACACUCAGUCUGCUGACGAAGAACUCAUAUCGAACUUAGAAGAUUCAGAAAUUGUUAUAAUUGAUCCCAAUAUUAAAUCUCCAGAGGAACAGAUAUCAACCAAAGAAGACUUUGAAGAACUUAUAGAUGAGGGAUCAAGAAAACAGAAGUUGUUUAAACAGGAAUUCAUUAAUAACAAACAUAUAAAUGAAAUCCACAGAUAUGCAGCUAAUUCACAUCAGAAAUCCACAAUGAUCUCUUCUUCGCCACAGCCACAAGCAAGCCCCAUUGUUUUAUCUAACAUCCCAAGAACUCACACAUCUUUCGUUCAGUCUAUCCAAUCCGCUAACAACGUUAAAUUAACUAACGUUAGCACUAACGAAAACACUACUACAUACUUAACUGUUACUUCUAUUAGCAACACCAAGGGUUCUGGAAAUUCUACCCAGUCGGCAAUCUUUACCAAAACAAAUGCAAAUGUUGUUAUCGCUUCCCAACCUUCAAAAUUGACUACCGGGAGCACUAUUACUUCUGGCAUUACGAAUUUUAUUCUGCCAAUUAAAACUAGUAUUGCCCGAAGUAAUAUUAUUAGUGUUCCCAAGCUUAUAACUUCGGCUUCGCCUUUGACUAUAGUCAGUGGAAACGCCUCUGUACUGCCAUCUAGAUUUACCAUUCCAGUUAUAAGUGCAAGUGAUUUAAGUAAACUUCCCAACGUAAGGGUCAUUGAUAAACCGUCGUCUUCUCUAUCUUUGUCGACACAGGAUACAGGUUUGCCAAAGAAAAUCUUCGAAGAUGGUUCGGUAUCGCCAGAUAGCUCCACUAACGACGAUGAUAAAUCGAAGAAAGAAUUCCCUGAAAAAAUUGCAGCCGAACAGAAAUCGAAAUCUAUCGAAAAAGAACCUGCGGAAGAAAAACAAGUCACUAAACAUUUCUUUAAAAAAGAAAUUGUAGAAUCCCCUCAAGAAGUGUCUUUAAGAAAGAUCGAAACAAUUCAGAUCGCAAACGUUAUUGUAAGUGAUUGUAUACAGAGACUUCCAAGUCCUGUUGUAACUAAGAGAUCAUCGCCAGUUAUAGUUCAUAACGCUCCCGAAUUAAAGAUGACAGCUCACGUAAUCCAAGAGAAACAAACCAAUAUGCAGAUAGGUAGUAGAAGUGGGGAAUCUAUGUCUGCAUCGUUUAUUACAUCUCAGUCUGUUGAAGGGCAUAGCGAUGGUGACACCGAUAAGUCUGUUGUCAUUUCCAUACCUUCUCCAACUCCUUCGCAGGAACAAAUGCUUGAUAAUAUCGCUCUGCAGGCCCUAGAAAGCAGGAGAAGAGACGGGAAAGGAAUUACGGGAGAGUUCGAUUCAUUCGAGGACGUUCUAGAUAUGAUCGAAAACAUAACUGGCGAACCUCCCACUGUCUUGGAAGAUGCUGUUAAGAAGUCACCUGCAACUAGUUUCGUCAAUACCUCAUCUUCUCAGGAAAGCGAAAGGAAAAAGGAGAAAUUGAAAGUCACUCCUCCCCCUUUAACACCUUCUCGUGCACCGCUUCCAAAAACGACUGAAAAAGAUAGUACAGAUAGCAGCUUCGUAGCAAUAAAAAGCACGACUAAGGCGACCGCUAUGCCUCAACUAUCGCCUCUUUCACAACCCACUGAACUGACCACCAAUAUGGCAAACGUGUCACAACAACUGCGCACUUUAUUGUCUUCUCUGCAUACAACGACCGUAACUUCUUCGGCUAAUGUUACAACCCUUGUGAAAAGUACAGACCCAAAGGAACCUGCUGUAGGUAAAGAACCCCCUAAAAUUUCUAGACCCAUGCCAGUUAGUGAACAGCAGCAGAAUACAAUUUUAACAACAGCAAUUAUACAGAAAAGAAGUGAGCACACCGGUAGUUUAUCUUUUACUGGUUCAUUUACUAAAACCAACAGUUCUAUAUCAGAAUCUCCAUCUUCUCAAGUAACUGCAUCUUUAACACCAUCUUCUUCGACAUCCUCAUCAACUGUUAUUACAAAUUUACUUUCAAAUCGUAAUUCUUGCAUAAGUGCAGACAACCAACAGCAGCAGCAACAACAGCAGCAGCAUAAAUCGUUGGCAACAUCUACUACUUCACUGGCGUCCUCAAGUGUUCAGGUGAUUUCCCAGGCCCCUCCUCUAUACCGUUCUUCAUCUGUAAUCACUUCUGCAACAGAAAGUAGCGUUCCCCGUACGUCUUCUCCCCAAGCCAAGAAGGGCUCAUUAAGUUUGAAUGCCAUGCUUCAGUCCCAUCCAGCGGCCACAGUAGCUCAAACUUCUCCCAGUACGAUAACAACUGCUAGCAUCCUCGAAACACCUAUGUCAAUAUCACGAACAGCUUUUAGCCCUUCCUUAAUAAGUGCUCAACCUCACGUGGUUUCUCCAGUGGUUACCACCUUAUUGCAACAACAACCUCAAGUUCAUUCUGUAUCUUCAACCGGAAACAGUUCUCACACGACGUCUGUAUCCCAAUCAAAUGAUUCAUUUAAACCGACAGUAUCGUCCUCAGGAACCCUUCUGCAUACGCAGCUCACUAGAACCAAUUUUACAUCUAAAUCCUCUGCACAUACAGAAGAAGAUAACGGUUCUAAAGACAACAAGAAAAAGGAAGAGGUUGUGCCUCAGAGGGGUACAUCAACGUCCGCUGUGAUAAUAAAUAAUAGUAUAAAGUUCACUCAUGUUGCUGGUAAUUCGAUUAAAAUAGAAGAUUCGCAGAAUGUACUGCUGAAGCAAUUGCUUCAAAAUACAGGCUGUGUAACGACGCAAUCUUUAACUACAGCGUCUCCUUCUAGUUUGGUUUCGACCAGCAGUAGUAAUAAUACAACUACCACAGCACCUAGUUUACCUAUAGUUCCAAGCUUGGAGGCGCAGUUAGCUCGUCCCGUGCCUCCUACACCUACCCCUUUGUUGCCUCCACUUUUACAACAAACCGAAGCACCCACAUCCACCAGUCAGGCACUCAAAACAACACAAGCUCGAACGAUCUUUAGUAGAGAAACGUCCUUUAUUUCGAAACCUGUUCAGCAACAACAACAACAAACCUUUCAGCAGCAACAACAACAAAGCUUUCAGCAGCAACAACAACAAAGCUUUCAGCAACAACAACAAUCGCAACAGGUUUUACAACAACAGCAAAAUGCGUUGCAUCAACAACAAAUUUCGCAGCAACAAAAUCAAUCUAUGUACCAGCAAAGUCAAUCUAUUUUACAACCGAGUCAAUCUAUUCAACAGCAAAGCCAACCUAUUUCACAACAGAAUCAAUCGAUUCAGCAACAAAAUCAAUCUAUACAAAAUCAACAGCAGAAUCAAGUGUUGCUGCAGCAGCAGAAUCAAGUGUUGCUACAGCAGCAACAAAGUCAACCAGUACAACAGCAGCAAAAUCAGUCGAUGCAACAGCAACAAAAUCAAACAUUGCAUCAACAACAACUGCAUGUUUCAACACCUGCGACUACUCAGUUACAUAUUGACGUGAAAAAAUGUCUUCCACCGAGUCGUACGUCAAGUAGGGACGAGCUGUUGUCGCCUCCUACUCCCAGAUCGUCAUGUAGCCAAGAUUCCAGCCUUCAGACACCUCCAUUAGUCAUCAAGAAGGAGCCAAUGUCCGUUUCGUCUCAGCAAAGUCCAAUUUUAACGCCACUAGAAGUUAAAAAAGAAUUGGUCGAUGAGUCGUCACAACACUCUGAAGUUUCUGAUCAAAGUCGUUCUGACAUACAGAUUAAGGAAGAGAUGGAGUCAUUGGAUAUGGUCGAAAGAUCUGCAGCUGAUCAGAAAGAAGAGUUGAAAAAGUUGAAGAGAAGAGUCUACCAACAGAAGAGAAGGCAGAAUCAGUUGUUAAAUAAAGAAUCUGCCGGUGGGCCUCCCAAGAAACGACAGAGAAAAUGUUCGAAGGUGGAGGAAGAUUACGACUCUUAUAUAGACGGGGUGUUAUCACAGUUGAGAACGUUGCCUGCGAUGGUCGUUCAAGAGCCUGUUCUUGGUAAAAAUUAUGCAAUUGUGCCUGUAUUUGGUUCUGGUGACUUAUCCAAAGUUAGUUUAAAGAAUUAUGAUUCUCGUUACGGUGAUCUUACUGGUUCUUAUGGGAAUGCCACCGUACCAGGCUUUACUGAUUACUACAAUACAAAGCCGUACGGUCCUUUGGAACCGUUACCAGAAAAACCUCCGCCAUCUACUCAGCGAGGUUUCUACGACCAAGAGUUCCCACUUAUCAAAUUUGACAAUGACGAAGAUAGGAAGUUUGAAUUGUUCAGUAGAGACAACGAUACUCCUGAUUCUAUUAUUAGUAGUUCUUCACCAGAAACUACCUUACCGGAAUCAUACAGCAAGUUCUUGGGAUUAAAACUCAUCGAAGAAGACGAUGAAGAUGACGAGGUUAGUGAAGAGGAAAAGGCAAAGAAAAUGAGGUUGUCACCUGUAAUUCCACUCAUCGUUCCUAUACCUAUAAGGCUGAAACCAGUUGGACCAUACAUAAAGGAUUAUGCAGAUGUGGACAAAGAAAAUAUUGGAAGAGAAUUUAUGGGUGUAAAGACUAAAUUUAGUCAGACUCCUCCAAUACCUCUAAGGGACUCUGGAAAUGUUACAGUUACUUUGACAUUAACCUCUUCAGCUGCUGAAGACAUAAUGGGGGUUCUUCGAGACUUGGCAAACCUUUUACACAUUCCACCUCCUACUAGUUAUCAAAUCGUCGAAAGAACCAGUACUCCUCCAGGUCAAAAGUUGGGAUUGUAUCGAACUAAAGGGAAAGAUGGCAGGGAAGGAGCACCAAUUGACAUUCAAAGUAUUCUCAAUGGGGCAGCAAAAUUCUGCAGGCAUUGUGAUGUAGUUAUACUUAACAGCAUGAUUAGGAAGAAAGUAUCUGAAUUGCCAUUCCUUUCUAAGGACACAGAUUUAUUAGGCGAUGGAGACGAAUUGUACUUUUGUAGUUCAGCUUGUUACAUGCAGUUUGCUAUAAUGCAUAGAUCACCAUCUUUAACGGAAGAUAAGGCUGCUGCAAUAGUUGAUCAUUUGAGCCAUAAGGAAGAUAGUCUUCGAAAUAAAAAGCCCAACUACGAAAGUGAUGUGUUCUCAUACGAAAAGAAACCAGACAUGACAAAAAUGGACGUAAACUUAUUCCGAUCAGAUAAUUUUGACGCCAUGGACGUGGAUGUAAAACCUGACACUAACUUCUUGACGAAAUCGUUCCAAUUCGACCAAAAGAAAAAUUCCAGUGUACCAAUUAGUAAACAAGAUAAGUCUUGGAAGCAAAUGAAAUAUCGCUAUUGGACUUACGGAGCUCUUCAGCCUGUAAUAAAACACAAGAAACCGACAGAAAACGAAAUAAUGGAAUUGCUAUAUCGAAUGGGUAUAACGGUAAGGUCGCAAAAGAAUUUCGAAGACACACGAAAGUGCAUGUUUUGCCAUGGAAUCAGCGACGGUGUUUCAGACGGCACUGCGCGACUCCUCAACUUCGAUGUAGAUAAGUGGGUGCACCUUAACUGUGGUCUUUGGUCUGACGGGGUGUAUGAAACGGUCAACGGCGCUCUUAUGAAUCUUGAGAACGCUCUCCAACUAAGCCUAGUGACCGUCUGCGUUUUCUGCAGCAAAUUGGGGGCCACAAUACGCUGCUUUAAGACUCGGUGUUUGAACGUGUACCACCUCGGUUGUGCGGUCAAAGACGGAUGUGUGUUUUAUAAGAACAAAACAAUCUAUUGCACGUCUCACUACCCGAAAAACGAAAAAGACAACGAGUUGACGACUUUAUCGGUAUGGCGUCGGGUAUACGUGAACAGGGAUGAAAACAGACAAGUUGCAGCUGUUAUGCAGCACUCGUCAGAUACCAACAACCUCCUCCGGGUCGGUAGUUUGAUAUUUUUGAACGUCGGUCAACUCUUGCCCCAUCAACUUCAAAAUUUCCACACAGCAAACUAUAUUUAUCCGAUUGGGUACAAAAUCAUUAGAUUUUAUUGGAGCACUAGGCAUUUGAAUAAACGAUGUCGGUACAUUUGUUCAAUUCAUGACGUUUCUGGACGACCAGAGUUCCGGGUACUGGUACAGGAUCCUCCUGAAGAGGACGUGGAGUACAGAGAGAGCACGCCCAAAGCCGCGUGGGUUCCCAUUUUGGAGAAAAUCGCCCAACUUAGACGAGAAAACCAGUGUCUACAAAUGUUCCCCAAGUUCGUUAAUGGGGAAGAUCUUUUUGGACUGACAGAACCAGCAGUUGUACGAGUUCUUGAAAGUUUACCAGGGAUAGAAACCUUGGCCGAUUAUAAAUUUAAAUAUGGCAGGAAUCCUCUGUUGGAGCUUCCGCUCGCAAUAAAUCCGUCAGGGGCGGCCAGAACAGAGCCGAAACUAAGGAAUCAGUUUCAUUGGAAACGGCCCCAUACUCAGAGGACAGGGUCUUCGGUCAGGCCUGUUUUUGUUCCCACUGCACAAGGCAUGAACGAGGCUGUGUGUCCUUAUAGUAAACAGUUCGUUCACUCAAAAAGCUCUCAAUACAAGAAAAUGAAACAAGAAUGGAGAAACAAUGUUUACCUUGCCAGGUCGAAAAUUCAAGGAUUGGGCCUGUAUGCUGCCAGAGACUUGGAAAAACACACCAUGGUGAUCGAAUAUAUUGGAGAAAUUAUUAGAACAGAACUUGCAGAGACGAGAGAAAAGAAAUAUGAGGCUAAAAAUCGAGGUAUUUAUAUGUUCCGGCUAGAUGAGGAGAGAGUCAUAGAUGCCACAUUGUCUGGUGGCUUAGCUAGGUACAUAAAUCACUCCUGUAACCCGAAUUGUGUUGCAGAAAUAGUAGAGGUCGAUAGGGAUCUUAGAAUAAUUAUUUUCGCCAAAAGACGAAUUCAAAGAGGUGAAGAGUUGGCAUACGACUACAAAUUUGACAUUGAAGACGACCAGCAUAAGAUAUCGUGUAUGUGCGGGGCCCCAAACUGUCGAAAGUGGAUGAAUUAAAGCGUUUUUUAGCUAGAAUAAUUGAGUUAGAUGUACAAAUCGAGUAUAGCAAUUUUUGAUUAUAUUGUAAAUAAAAUGUAGCCGAACUUUUUUGUCGGAGAGCUCGUUAGAUAUGACCGCGUGAACUGAUUUCAGUGCCAUUUAUCAACCAUCCUUCGCGAUACCAAAAAAAUGUUAUAAUUCAUAAGAAAGUAAAAUAAAUGAAAAGUAUGUAUAUUAAAAACAUUCCACUUGUUGCCCGAGUCCGUGUAUUGAAGGUCAUUUUUAACGAGCGUAUUUCUGUAAACUGUGAAACAUUUUACAGGUUUGGGACCAAUGACCCAGCCUUAUUUAAGAAAGAAAAAAAAAAAAGAGAAAUAGGGAGUCUCUUUUUUUAUUGUUUUUUAAUCUUAAUCUUUUUUGUUAUUUUUGCACCGGUGAAGAAAAUGUGUAAUUCGAGUUGUUGUUGGAAAUAGAACCAAGGAAGUUCUAUUUAUUAUUUGGUUAUUUUUCUGUAGUGCAAUACUUUCUAUUAACCGCAACUACUGCCCUUAAAUAAUUAAUUAUCGUGUCUUUGUAAUUUAUUUGCGUGUAAUUAUUAUAUUAUAUUAAAUGAUGAAGUGGAGAAAAUGAAGAGAUAUUGUCGUAAGAUAAUUUUAUAUUUAUUUUUGGACUUCAAAGUCCACAAUUGUACACUGUAUUUGUAUAUAUAGUUUGGUAGUAGUGCCAUUUUAAUUUUCUUUUUUUUUGAUUUAUUUUAUCCUCAAGCGACAAUAAUAAAGGAAAUUGUAAUUGCCAGUUUGUAUUUUGUAAAAGGAAAAACAGGUGUAUUUGAAUGAAUGCAGGGUUUGCUGUACUGGCACGUAUUGUUUUUGGAAGUUGUAAUGGGCCUGUGAAUAAGAAAACUGCGUUAGAAACGACAAUCACAAGACUAUUUUUAAGGAGCGUAUCUUUCGUCAGUGUAAAGUGGUGUAAAUAAAUAAAUGUUUAUGUU
This is a messenger RNA of Agrilus planipennis (emerald ash borer), 18096 nucleotides long. Its product is annotated as histone-lysine N-methyltransferase 2C. Gene Ontology annotation, biological process: positive regulation of transcription by RNA polymerase II. The record is from RefSeq and is a predicted model, not a curated record. The coding region runs from base 201 to 17123 and encodes 5640 amino acids. Gene Ontology annotation, molecular function: transcription coactivator activity; histone H3K4 methyltransferase activity; histone binding. The transcript has 41 exons. NCBI's taxonomy places the organism in Eukaryota, Metazoa, Arthropoda, Insecta, Coleoptera, Buprestidae. Gene Ontology annotation, cellular component: nucleus; MLL3/4 complex.